Molecule: messenger RNA, 1191 nt
Organism: Cynocephalus volans (Philippine flying lemur)
Lineage: Eukaryota; Metazoa; Chordata; Mammalia; Dermoptera; Cynocephalidae
Gene: GJC1
Product: gap junction protein gamma 1
Exons: 1
Coding region: 1-1191 (396 amino acids)
Biological process (GO): cell-cell signaling
Cellular component (GO): connexin complex
Molecular function (GO): gap junction channel activity
Source: RefSeq, a predicted model, not a curated record
AUGAGUUGGAGCUUCCUGACGCGCCUGUUAGAGGAGAUCCACAACCACUCCACGUUUGUGGGGAAGAUCUGGCUCACUGUGCUCAUUGUCUUCCGGAUUGUCCUUACAGCUGUAGGGGGAGAGUCCAUCUACUACGAUGAGCAGAGCAAAUUUGUGUGUAACACAGAGCAGCCAGGCUGCGAGAAUGUGUGCUACGAUGCCUUUGCACCCCUCUCCCAUGUGCGCUUCUGGGUGUUCCAGAUCAUCCUGGUGGCCACCCCCUCAGUAAUGUACCUGGGCUAUGCCAUUCAUAAGAUUGCCAAAAUGGAGCACGGCGAAGCAGACAAGAAGGCAGCUCGGAGCAAACCCUAUGCAGUGCGCUGGAAACAGCACAGGGCUCUGGAAGAGACGGAAGAGGACCAUGAAGAGGAUCCCAUGAUGUAUCCAGAAAUGGAGUUGGAAAGUGAAAAAGAAAACAAAGAGCAGAGCCAACCGAAACCCAAGCAUGAUGGCCGCCGAAGGAUUCGCGAGGAUGGGCUCAUGAAAAUCUAUGUGCUGCAGUUGCUGGCAAGGACGGUUUUUGAGGUGUGUUUUCUGAUAGGGCAAUAUUUCCUGUAUGGCUUCCAAGUCCACCCAUUUUAUGUGUGCAGUAGACUUCCUUGCCCUCAUAAGAUAGACUGCUUUAUUUCUAGGCCCACUGAAAAAACUAUCUUCCUCCUGAUAAUGUACGGCGUUACAGGCCUUUGCCUGCUGCUUAACAUUUGGGAGAUGCUUCAUUUAGGCUUUGGGACCAUUCGAGACACACUAAACAGUAAAAGGAGGGAACUUGAAGACCCGGGUGCUUAUAAUUAUCCUUUCACUUGGAAUACACCAUCUGCUCCCCCCGGCUAUAACAUUGCUGUCAAACCGGAUCAAAUUCAGUACACCGAAUUUUCCAAUGCUAAGAUUGCCUACAAGCAAAACAAAGCCAACAUUGCACAGGAGCAGCAGUAUGGCAGCCAUGAAGAGAACCUCCCAGCUGACUUGGAGACUCUGCAGCGGGAGAUCAGAAUGGCUCAGGAACGCUUGGAUCAAGCAAUCCAGGCCUACCAUCACCAAAACAAUCCCCAUGGUUCCCGGGUGAAAAAAGCCAAAGGGGGGUCCAAAGCUGGAUCCAACAAAAGCAGUGCUAGUAGCAAAUCGGGGGAUGGGAAGACCUCCGUCUGGAUUUAA